GCGUCGCUCUCGGCGCAUCUCGGCGCGCCUGCGCACCUGAGGGGCGCGGACCCAGGUGUCCAGUGUCUGUGGCUGUCACCGGCCCAGAUUGCGGGGCCGCGGGAGGACGCCCUGGACACCCAGGACCUGGGCGGAGAUGGACUCGGUGGUCUUUGAGGACGUGGCUGUGAACUUCACCGUGGAGGAGUGGGCUUUGCUGGACCUGGCUCAGAGGAAGCUCUACAGAGACGUGAUGCUGGAGACCUUCAGGAACCUGGCCUCCGUGGGUUCUUGCCCUCAAGUUAAAACCAGUGGAUCAAGUCCUCAGUGGGAUAUUUUGGAGAAUGAACUAUGCAGUGAAAAGAAAAUAGUAAGAUGCACAAGAAAUGAUUCCUGUUCUGUUUUUGGAGAAAACUGGAUAUUUCAUAACAUCCGAGGUCACCAAACUCAGGAGAGGGAUUUCAGAAAUGGUUUGGUGGAGCAUCUCUGCAAAGGUAAUGAAGGUCAUCAAUGUGGAGAAACCCUGAACCAGAUUACACGUCUUACUGUGCAUAAGGGUUAUCCGACUGGAAUUCAGCCCUAUAAAUGCACUAAGUGUGGAAAAGCCUUCAGGGAUUGUUCUUUCCAGAAGAAUCAGCAAAGAUCUCACCCUGGACACAAACCUUAUCCAUGUGAAGAACGUGGGGAAGCCUGCAGCUGUGUCUCGUGCCUAAAUCCUCCUGGGGAAACACACAUUGUAGAGAAACUGGAAAAACAUCAGGAUGCUGGGAGAGCAUCUAAGAGAUAUGUGAAGAGUGGCAGUAGUAAACAGUCUUUAGAGUGUAAGAAGUCUGGAAAAGCUCUCACUUGUCCCUCAUCCUUUAAGGGACGUGAGAGAGGUCACCAUCGACAGAAAAUCCAUGUGUGUAAAGUAUGUGGGAAAUCCUUUAUGUAUUAUUCCUACCUUGCACGGCAUGUGAGAACUCACACUGGAGAGAAGCCCUAUGAAUGUAAGGAAUGUGAGAAAACCUUCCGAUAUCCUGCAUCCCUGGGAGGACAUGUGACAAUGCACACUGGAGAGAAACCUUACGUGUGUAAGGAAUGUGGGAAAACCUUCAGUUGUCCCAAAUACUUCAGAAGACAUGUGAAAACACACAGUGGCAUGAAACCCUAUGAAUGUAUGGAAUGCGGCAAAGCCUACAGUUGCUCCUCAUCCCUUCGAGAACACGCACGAACACACAGCGAAGAGAAACCCUAUGAAUGUCAGCACUGUGGGAAAGCCUUCAGGCAUCAGCGAUAUUUUAAAAAGCAUGUUAGAAUGCACAGUGGAGUGAAACCCUAUGAAUGUAUGGAAUGCGGGAAAGCCUACAGUUGUUCCACAUCCCUCCGGGAGCAUGAGAGAACGCACACUGGGGAGAGGCCCUUCGAAUGCCAGCACUGCAGGAAAGCCUUCACUCGCCAUGCCUCCCUUCGAGGACACAUGAGAACGCACAGUGGGGAGAGAGCCUACAGAUGUACACAGUGUGGGAAAGCUUUCUGUUGGCCCUCGUCCUUACGAAAGCACGUAAGAAUGCACAGUGAGGAGAAGCCCUAUGAAUGUCAGCAAUGUGGGAAAGCCUUCUGGUACCCCGCAAACCUGCGAGGACACAUGAGGAUACAUGCUGGGGAGAAACUCUGAAUCCAAGGACCGUGGGAGAGACUUCAUUCUCUCUUCAAACUUGUAAUGUGAGCAGCACACUGUAGAGAAAAACUUAUGAAAGGGAAAACGUGGGAAAACCUUCAGCACUUCACUUACUUUGUACAUGAAAACUCAGAGCACAAUAGAAAUCUUUUAACAGAGAUAAAUAUGGUUUUGCCUUGGUAAGUGCCUCAUCCUGAAUAGGGAUCCCAGUGUAUUAAUUUCUAGCUCAUAUUGCUGAUCUGAAUACUGAAGAUAAUAACUAUCUCUCUAUGUCUACUUCAUCUGUACUACUUAUAUUUUGUUAUCUCCAACUUCAAAUAAUCAUACAGUCAUAUAAAGCUUGCCUCAUUUCCAUUACAGUGUCUUUUUUUUUGGUUGCCCUGCUCAGCCUGCGGGAUCUUAGUUCCCUGACCAGGGAUCAAAUGCAUGCCCCCUGCAGUAGAAGCACAGAGUCCUAACCACUGGACUGCCAGGGAAUUCCCAUUAUGAUGUCUUUUGAACCCAGGGGUGAUAAGUGGUUUUCAGUUUUUGUUUUUUUUUUCAUGUGUAACUUGGUAUAAUUUUUAGGUGAAAAGCUUUUGAUUCUUACUUUGCAUUAUCUUCCUAAUAUGUGAUCAUGAUAUGAGGUCUGUAUUGUUGAAAUGUCUUUCCUGGUCUACUGUUACAGAUACUGGAAUUUUCUGACUCAAUAUUUACCCUCCCCUUGCACCUUCAUUACCGAAAGGUGUGUCUUCCAAGUUGUUUGUUGCUAGCAGAUACCAUAUCUUUGUUUCUCACAGAAAUUAGUAAUUGUGGAAGGUCUUGGAAAAUAACAUUCUCAUCUGAUUAUGUUUGUAAUUUGGUCUCUGUUCAUGUCCAUGAUCUUGGUUGGAAAUCAGACAUGAUAAUUGAGUUAAGAAGUGCAACUUGCUGGCAUGAAGAUGAAAGCUCCUGUCCAGACGGUUCUACUGAAUUGUGUUGUCAGCUUGGGUAAGGUGGGAAACUGUAUAUCCAGAGUCCUUCUGUUAGUGGUUCUGAGUUAAAGUUCUUAAGAUGAGGAAGAAGCAUGAGGUCUGGAAAGCAGAAGUGUGGAAACCAUGAUUCUCAGGUCUUCUGUACCAUCAGGAGACAGAGAUGCAUGGCAACCUGGUGAGCCUGAGUUCCAGCACCGUUUUUUGACUUCUGGCUCUGCCCAUGUGGAACAGUCCCAAUCAGACAUGUUUGAUGAACCCAACCCUGUGGAUUUCUGGCUACAGAAUCUGAUCCAUGAUGGGGGUUUAUAGAGGUAAUGUGUGGAAGCCAGGACCCCUAGAAAAUGGAAGAGAAAAAGUUGGCAUCUGGUUUGAUUACUUACUUGAUUGACCUGGCUGGUGAUCACGAGCUCCUACCUGGUUGCCCCACAAGCCCCUGUGCACUGGUCUGUCUGUAUAUGGUGGUUCCAAACCCUGGGAGGAAUGCUUUCUUCACUGGUGCCUUCCAAAUCUCAUAUGAGUUAAGCUGUUGGUGAAUUGUAACCUGGAAUCGUAAAGGCGGGGAUCCUGGGAAACAUACCUCCCAGCCUUACCCUCAGUGAAACAACAAUUCAGCAGAAACAUAUCUACCUUUAGAUUUCAUUGACCUUUCACAGUAGUACCAAGAAAUGUAGCACAGUGGGGAUGAGAGGGAUAUGGAGAUGGAUGUUUCAUUCAUUCAUUUAUUCCAGGGAAUAUUAUAGCGGAAGUUUAAACUAAUUAUUUCAGAUAACACUGGAAGUUGAUACCUAAAUGGAUUAUUAAAAUAUAUACAAAUGUGUGGGACUUCCCUGCUGGUCCAGUGGUUAAGACUUCACGUUCCCAAUGCAAGGGGCACGGGCUCGAUCCCUGGUCAGGGAACUAAGAUCCCUCGUGCCACACGGCACAGCCCCCCACAUAAAAUACGUACACAUAUACUGACUUAAGUAGUGUGUCCUCCCCUGCCCCACCACCGAUUUCAUGUCCACCUGGAAUCACUGACACAACCUGAUUUGGAAUAAGGUCUUUGCAGAUGUAAUCAGGAUGUGGUCACAUUGGAUUGGUGUCGGUCCUAAUCCAAUGAUGUGUAUCCUUAUAAAAAGAGGGAAAUUUGGGCACAGAGACCUGCACAGGAGACAGACAUGUCUUCACCAUGUAAAGACAGAGCAGAGAUUGGUGUGAUCUCUGUACAAGCCAAGUCAUGCGAAGGAUUGUUGGCAACCUCCAGAAGCUAGAAGAUAUGCCUAGAACACGUUCCUCCUCAGAGUCUCCAGAAGUAGCCAGCCCUGCUGAUCACUUCAUUUCAUACGGCCAGCCUCCUAAACUGUGAGAAAAUAAGUUUCUGUUGUUUAAACCAUGUCUCCGGUGCUUUGUUAGGGCAGCCCAAGCAGACUAAUGUAGUUCCUAAGGAGGGUGUGGGCCUUGGAUAUUUGAAGGACAGCCAGAGGCCAGUGUUUCUGGAGCAGAGUGUGCUGGUGGCAAGAACAGCAGAGGUGAGAGGAGAGCAAUGGCGGUGGGUAGGCACAUCAUGUCCUGAUGCACUGACAUGCUGUGGUGCACUGACAUUGGCCAUGAGUGACAGAGCCUAAAAGUGGCCAGAUGAGGCAGCUUUACAAAGUCCCUGUGUUACCUUGAGAACAGACUCUAGGAUGUUGUCACUUAAGGUGGUGGAUCAGAUGGGGUUGGUAGCAGUGGCAAUGAUGUGCCAGGUUGGAGCCCGGAUGUAAUUUGAAGUAAGAGCCAUCAGAAUUUCUUGAUGGCUUGAAGGUGGGGUGAGAGGAAGAGUCAAGAGUGGCUCUAUUAUUUUGUGCAGGAAAAACUGGCAUGAUGGUAUUGCCAUCAACUGACAUGUAGGUCGUGGGCAAUGGAGAAGAAUAUUGCUGGAGUGUAAGGAGUUGAACUUGGAGUGUGCUGAGAUGAAGAUGAGAUCAGGGCAUACUAAGACAGAAGAUAAACUUAUGAGAAUUUUAUUACAAUUUUAAAAAUAUUUUAGGGACUUCCCUGGCGGUCCAGUGUUUAAGACUCUGAGCUUCUACUGCAAGGGGGUGUGGGUUCGAUCCCUGGUCUGGGAACUAAGAUCCCGCAUGCCCUGUGGUGUGGCCAAAAAAUAAAAAUAAAUUUAAAAAAUAAAAACAUAUUGUAAGAGAAUGUUAUUACAAACAUUGGUCCCAAUGGCAAAAAUAUGGGGAAAAAAAGCUCCUAAUAGUUCAAUCAUUUCAUGAAAAUGGUAUAGUCCUACAAGCAUAAAAAUAGAUUAAUAAAAGUGCAUAAAUUACCAAGCUGUGGACGGCAAAACAUUUUUGAACAAAAGACACUUGAUAGGGACUUCUCUGGUGGUCCAGUAGUUAAGAAUCCACCUUCCAAUGCAGGGGACACACGUUCGAUCCCUGGUUGGGGAACUAAGAUCCCACAUGCCAAGGGGCAGCUAAGUCCGAGUGCCACAACUAGAGAAACCCUUGUGCCAUAAUGAAGACCCAGCACAGCUAAAAUUAAAAAAUAAAUAAAAUUUAAAAAGUGGACUGUUAAAGCUGAUAUUUAAAAAAAAAGACACGAUAUAAAAUGAUACAUACCAUUUGACUCUAUUUACAUGCAAUAUAAAACAGGAAAAAUUAUUGAUGAAACUAAAAGUAAAUGAAAGGAAAUGAUUUUUAAAAGUUUGGGAUAUUGGUAACUGUGAGAGGGCAGGGUGGGGCUUCUGAUGGGGCAUAAACCCAAGUGGGAUGUGGGGGGUGUGACAGCAGCCUCCCUGUCUUGUAUGGAUUAUGACAUCAUGUGUUAAAAAAAAAAGGAGACAUUGGGCCCAAAAUGUAGUCACUUGUGCUGAAUCCCAUGUCAGCAAGCCAAAACUUACCACCUAGCCAAAUUGCACUUUCAGUCUUUCCCAGGAGUGUGACCUUUAACCAGUCGAUCUGGGUUUUCCUGCUCAGCACUAGUGAGGUAAUCCCCUUGACAGGCCCCCUCCAUCCCCCUUAGGAGGGCGGCAUUGCCUGAAACGAUGCAUUCUUUGCUAAUAAUUUCCUUUCCACUUUUGAAAACCUUUCCUAUUUUGAAGCUCAGUGGUGUGCCUUUCUACUUGCCAGACGGGACACUGCCCAGUUCAUCAAUUGUUCAAUAAAGCCAAUUUGAUCUUUAAAUUUA
Messenger RNA from Orcinus orca (killer whale), 5745 nucleotides. Its product is annotated as zinc finger protein 77-like. NCBI's taxonomy places the organism in Eukaryota, Metazoa, Chordata, Mammalia, Artiodactyla, Delphinidae. The coding region runs from base 137 to 1636 and encodes 499 amino acids. Gene Ontology annotation, molecular function: DNA-binding transcription repressor activity, RNA polymerase II-specific. The record is from RefSeq and is a predicted model, not a curated record. Gene Ontology annotation, biological process: negative regulation of transcription by RNA polymerase II. The transcript has 4 exons.